Prosopis cineraria is the source of this 1161-nucleotide messenger RNA. RefSeq names its product L-ascorbate peroxidase, cytosolic. The record is from RefSeq and is a predicted model, not a curated record. Gene Ontology annotation, biological process: cellular response to oxidative stress; response to reactive oxygen species; hydrogen peroxide catabolic process. The transcript is spliced from 10 exons. Bases 44 to 910 code for a protein of 288 amino acids. Gene Ontology annotation, molecular function: peroxidase activity; heme binding. Lineage: Eukaryota; Viridiplantae; Streptophyta; Magnoliopsida; Fabales; Fabaceae.
GCUCGUAAUAAUCUACUAGAACUUUCCCAGCUACCCCGCCCUUAUGAACCUCGCCAUUUCUCACUCCUGGCUUGUGCCCUGCUUGUGCCACUCUCGUGUUAGGGUUGCGCGUUCCAUUUUCUUGUCUUAUCUCUCAACUCCUCAAUUUUCAGUUAUAGCCAUGGGUAAAUCGUACCCCACCGUGAGUCCCGAUUACCUCAAGGCCGUGGAAAAAGCCAAGAAGAAGCUCAGGGGUUUAAUAGCUGAGAAGAACUGUGCUCCGAUCAUGCUCCGUUUGGCGUGGCACUCGGCUGGAACCUAUGACGUGAAAACCAAGACCGGUGGCCCCUUUGGGACCAUUAAGCACCCAAACGAACUCGCUCACGGGGCUAACAACGGGCUUGAUAUUGCUGUUCGGUUGUUGGAGCCGAUCAAGGAGCAGUUCCCCAUCUUGACCUACGCUGAUUUCUACCAGCUGGCUGGUGUCGUAGCUGUUGAGGUCACCGGCGGGCCCGAAAUUCCUUUCCACCCCGGAAGAGAGGACAAGCCAGAGCCACCUCCGGAAGGCCGCUUGCCUGAUGCAACAAAGGGUUCUGAUCAUCUGAGGGAUGUGUUUGGCCAUAUGGGACUUAGCGAUCAAGAUAUAGUUGCUCUUUCCGGUGGUCACACCCUUGGAAGGUGUCACAAGGAACGAUCUGGAUUCGAGGGUGCCUGGACUCCCAACCCUCUGAUAUUUGACAACUCGUACUUCAAGGAACUGUUGUCUGGUGAGAAAGAAGGCCUGCUACAGCUUCCAUCUGACAAAGCACUCCUGACUGACCCGGUAUUCCGCCCACUCGUCGAGAAAUAUGCUGCGGAUGAAGAUGCCUUUUUUGCUGAUUAUGCUGACGCACAUCUAAAACUUUCUGAACUUGGGUUUGCCGAGGCCUAAGCGACUGGAUUAGAGAGAGCGCUGCCCGCAGUGGUGGUGGCACGUGUGCUGUCUACAUCUCUUCCUUAUUAUUUCAGUCUUUUGGUUUUCAAGAAAAAAAUGCGAUGCUCCAUCUGAGAUGUGUAUUUUGACCUGAACAAUGGUAGCAUGCUAGUUUUCUGUGGUGUUCAUUCUGUUUUGUGACAGCUGUGCGAGUAAUUUUCAUCGCAUUUGAAGUGGAGUGGCAUUGAAAUAAUAGUAUAAUUAUGAUA